AUGCCACGCUGGCCCGCUGCCGCCGCGGACUUCGUCGGUCGACUCCCCGGCGCCCCUCUCCUCUCCCGCGGCGCUGCGUGCCGCGUCCGCUACCGCGUUCCGCCUUUCCGACUCCCCCCGUCUUCGGACAUCGCCCUCCGCUCCCCCCCCCCUCGUCCGUCGUGCCGCCGCGGGCUUCCGCCGCGUCCGCGUCGUCAGCCUCCUCCGCCCCCUGUCGGCUCGGCUUCGCCCUGCACCCCCGCCAGCUGCCGCGCCGCCGCGGCACCAUGCCGGCUGCCGGCGCCUCUUCUUCCGCCGCGGCCGCUGCGGCCGCGGCCGAGCCGUUCACCCUCUGCGCGGACUCCUCUGGCUUCCUGUUCGCGGCCCUCCUCUUCCCCGCGCCCUGCCCUGCCUAUCCCUAUGCUCCCUCAUCUGCGUCCGGUCUCGCUGAGCCGCCUCUUCCGCCGCGUCCGCCGCGUCCUCUACGUCGCCCGCCGCCCUUCCCGCUUCUUCAGGGUCCUCGGCCGCCUGCGUCCGCCGCCUCCCCCUCUCCGCCCCGUCAUGAGCGCCCUCCUCUACGUCCUUUACCGCGUCCGCCGUCGGGCCGCCUCUGCCUAUGACGUCGCCCCCGCCCUCCUCGUCGGUGCCUGUUCCGCUUGA
This is a messenger RNA of Penaeus chinensis, 639 nucleotides long. Its product is annotated as proline-rich receptor-like protein kinase PERK9. Lineage: Eukaryota; Metazoa; Arthropoda; Malacostraca; Decapoda; Penaeidae. The record is from RefSeq and is a predicted model, not a curated record. The transcript has 2 exons. The coding region runs from base 1 to 639 and encodes 212 amino acids.